Messenger RNA from Camelina sativa (false flax), 750 nucleotides. RefSeq lists its product as uncharacterized. The record is from RefSeq and is a predicted model, not a curated record. Gene Ontology annotation, biological process: defense response to other organism. Lineage: Eukaryota; Viridiplantae; Streptophyta; Magnoliopsida; Brassicales; Brassicaceae.
AACCUCCAAAAUUAGUUUUACACACAAGAAAUUUGAGUUAGCCAUGGCCGAGUCUAACGAGGAUCAUAAGCCUUUAGCCCCACUUUAUCUCACUACCCGGAGUGACCAACCAAACGAAGAAGAUCAGUACCACCAACACGACAAAACCAAAUACGUCCAUUCACAUGCAAAACUCAUCUUAUGUUGUGGUUUCAUCGCAUCUUUAGCUAUGCUCAUCGCAGUCACCUUCAUCGUCCUCUCCCUCACUGUUUUCCAUCUCCAUAACCCAAAACUCACGGUCGACUCCAUAUCCAUCAUCCAACGGUUGGAUUUCGUCAAUGAGGUAACUGGGGAUAGUAUCCCAAGAAGUGAAGCUGUUCCGGCAAAACAGACGGUUAAGAUGAGCCUGACGGCUGAGAUUGUUACAACAAAGCUACUAGCAUCUGUUCCAGGUUUAAUGGAGGAUUUAAACGGAAGAGGAGUGGGGCUGAAUAGUAGUGUUGAAGUUAGAGGUAAAGUGAAGAUAAUGAAGAUUUUCAAGAAAUCUGUUCAUCUUAUAAUGGAUUGUUCCAUGAUGAUGAUGAUGAACAAUUCCUCAAUGGUUACAUUACUCUGUCUCAGAAGAACACAUGGAAUGACUGAAAACAUGUCUAAAUCUAAACAAGAUUAAAUUUUGUUCUACGCUUAUUUAUAGAUGUCUGUAAAUACCGAAUGUGAAAAGAAAGAAAUGCAUUGUAGAAUCAAAAGAUAAGAACGUUCUGCUGGAAACUA